AUGGCUGUAUUAAUUGAAACGACACUCGGCGAUCUCGUUGUGGAUUUAUUCGUAAAAGAACGGCCGAGAUGUAGUAUGAAUUUUGUGAAGUUGUGCAAAUUGAAAUAUUAUAAUUUAUGUCAAUUCCACACGAUUGAGGUUAGUUUUGGUGAUCGUUGUUGUGUUCAGUCUCUUUGUUCGAUUUUUAAUUUAUUUCAUUCCAGCAAAAUUAUGUCGCACAAACUGGUGAUCCGACUGGAAGUGGUACGGGUGGCGAGUCAAUUUUCGCGUAAGAUUCUGCAUUUCAGGUUGAUGUACGGUGAUCAGGCGAAAUAUUUCGAGCCUGAAUCGGUGCCGAAAAUGAGGCAUACACGAAUGGGUAUUGUCUCAAUGGUCAACAACGGUUCGGGCAUGCUGGGUAGUCAGUUCUUCAUAACUCUUGGUGAUAAUCUGGACUAUCUGGAUGAUAAGCAUACAAUAUUCGGUCAGGUCACCGAAGGAUUGGAAACAUUGCAAAAACUGAACGAUCAAAUUUGUGAUGAACAUAAUAAACCUUACAAAGAUAUAAGGAUAUCGCAUACAAUAGUAUUGGACGAUCCAUAUGAAGACCCACCGCAAUUGUUAAAUAAAUAUCCAUCAAGGUCUCCAUCGCCUACACUCGAUCUCAUCACCGCAUCGCAAAUAGCGCUGGACGAACGGCUGAAUGAGGAUGAAGGCAAGACUGAAGAGGAGAUCCGCAAGGAAAUGGAAGCGAAAGAUAUGGCUGCUCAGGCACAAAUUCUUGAAAUGGUUGGUGAUUUGCGCUACGCGGACGAGAGACCACCAGAGAAUGUGUUGUUCAUUUGUAAAUUGAAUCCAGUUACAACUGAUGAGGAUCUAGAGAUAAUCUUUUCGCGUUUUGGUGCGAUUAAAUGCUGCGAAGUGAUACGGGACCGUCGGACGGGUGCUUCAUUGCAGUAUGCUUUCAUCGAGUUUGAAGAGGAGAAAAGUUGUGAGAAUGCGUACUUCAAAAUGGACAAUGUUCUGAUAGACGAUCGACGUAUACAUGUAGACUUUUCACAGUCCGUUGCGAAAAAUUACAAAUGGCAUCGGAAAGAAACUGGUAGCGGAGAAUUGAAUCUCAAAGAGUCACCGGGCUCGGCAACAUUGGAACAGUGCAAUUCCGAAGUUGAAGAGCCGAUGGCUCGAUUAUCAGAAAUCGCGUCUCUGGUUUGA
Molecule: messenger RNA, 1194 nt
Organism: Anisakis simplex (herring worm)
Lineage: Eukaryota; Metazoa; Nematoda; Chromadorea; Rhabditida; Anisakidae
Source: the annotation of a GenBank genome assembly